This is a messenger RNA of Manis pentadactyla (Chinese pangolin), 10811 nucleotides long. It is a transcript of the gene CREB5, whose product is annotated as cAMP responsive element binding protein 5. NCBI's taxonomy places the organism in Eukaryota, Metazoa, Chordata, Mammalia, Pholidota, Manidae. Bases 3065 to 4594 code for a protein of 509 amino acids. Gene Ontology annotation, biological process: regulation of transcription by RNA polymerase II. The transcript is spliced from 12 exons. The record is from RefSeq and is a predicted model, not a curated record. Gene Ontology annotation, molecular function: DNA-binding transcription factor activity, RNA polymerase II-specific; cAMP response element binding.
UUGUAAUCUUUGCUCAGUCCAACGUGGUCCCUUCACCCGGGCUCCGCUCUUGCCUUCUCCACACUUGCUUGAGACCUGGCAAGGUGCGGAACCCUCCAGAAGUGCGGUCAAGCGGCGGCAGCGGCGGCGGCAGCGGAGACGGCGAGCCAGGAAUCUUCCCCCGCGUCCCCAACUUCCCCGUGAUGCGGCGGAACCCCCGGAGAAAGUUUGCAAAGUUCCAGCGGGCGCGGCGAGGACGCCGGGUCACCUAGGGGGCGGGCGGGCAGGCGCAGGGGGCUCGCUCCCUCCCAGGUGCUGAGCCUUCUGCUGCACCUCCCCGUGGGGCUGCCUGCCGCAGAUGGUGGGGGCGCGCGCCAGGGGUGGGGACGUCGCCCUUGAAGGGCACUUGGCUUUCGCUCCAGGCGCCGAAGGCUCGAGAGUGGCGAGGCUCUGCUGGCGUUUACGUCUCUAGCCGCGUCCUGUCCUCGCAGGCAUCAUUGUCUCUUCCCCGCCGCUGCCCCAAAUGACAGCUCUCACUUUUGCCUCUGCGGCGCGGUGGCAGUUCCCAGGACUCGGCGGCGGAACCUUCUUCAGCAGAUUCUCCAUGAAACCGCUUAAACUUUUUACGAAGUUCUUAAGAGGGGCGAAGGAACCAAGGAGAUGUUUCUCCCGGCGGCUGCAUCCUGCUUCUUUGCUAUAGAUUUAUUUCGGGGGGUGGGGAGAGGGGUAUCAGGUAAAUAAAGCUCCAGACGUUGUCUACCCCCUCCCCAAUUUUCCCUGAAAGGGUGCCACCCCCACCGAUGCUUGUUGAAGGCCAGGAACUGGAGUGGGCUGCUUGUGUAUUUCGUCGUCAGUGUGUGCAGUGUGUUUGAUUUGAACUUUUCCCUCCCUCUCUGACGUGUGUCAAGGAAUAAGGGCUGGAUACAGGUCCAUUACGUCAUUCUGCAGGCCAGUGUUUGAUUAACAGUUUCAGAUACUCAAGGGUUUCGGGGACUUAGAAUGCUGACCAAGCAACUCUGCUUUCCAUCCCCACCUCCUAACAUUCUCGUACAGUCGCCCUUUCCCUGGGCAUCUUUGUUGCCCUCUCCUCCUGGACCCCUCCUUCUCACCCCCUCUCCCGCCCACACCGUUAUCACUCUGGCCCCGCCUCCGCCUUUUACUGCUCUCCCUGGGGCGACUGCUUUCCCUGGAGUGUGGGUAAGAGCUUCUGGUGUCUGAGGGGAGCACAGUACCUGAUCAGCGCACACACAAUCUGCCCUUUUCUAUUAUUUAAGAAAGGCACCAGCCAGCCGCUCUUCUCCAGGGCGAAAAUGCUCAGCGCUAAUAGAAAAGGCAUCUUAGUAGAUGGUUAUAGAGACGGUAUGAUAAAAGUGUGACCCUGUAGUGAUUUAGGAAAACGACACACUUGUUGCUAACAAAGUACUUAAUUUUACAUAUCGCCUUCCUCCAAACCGCUUAAGCCGAAGAGGGAAGACGAAGUGAGGAUGCUGACUAAAUCAAAUUUAGCUGAAAGAAUCAAGAUUAAACAGUUCAUUUCCAAAGUGAGGGCAUGUGAGUUGUUAUACCCAAAGUACCGUACAAUAAAUUGGUGCGUGUGUUUCUUUCUCUUAACCUGAAGUUUCUGUAUUUAAAGAGGAAGUUAAAUACCUAAGUCAUUAAACUGAGUCAAAAUCUCCAUAUCUGGCAGUUGAAAUAAAAACUGUGUGUGUGACAUGUUUAAGGGAUAAAAGUAAAAAGAACUCUUAAGGGGUAGGGGUGUAAAGCAGAAAUCAAAAAAUUAACUGACAGGAUUUUGGAUGGAGAGGGGCAGAGGAUUUGAGUGCUCUCUGAUUUGGAGUUGGUGAAAGCUAAAUAAAAGAAAAUUUAUGUUGCGUAUGUGGGAAUUUCUUGAAGAACACGUAUUUUGUUAUAAUCAAAUCUAUUUUCUUCAAAGUAAAAACCAUGCUGUAGAGUAGGCAUUUGUGAAAUUCUUGUCUGGGGUCUAAUUGACAUCCUUUCCUAAGUUUGCAGCAGUAUUUAUUAUUUAUUCACAUUCAGAGAUGGAAUAGUAUAACCCCCACAUAAUGUAUAUACAUCUAAAAUGUUAAACUUCUUGUUUGUGAUGCAUGGACCUAAAGGAAAAAAAGGCCCGGGUCACUGGCACUGGAGAGUGUGAUUAAUGAUCAGUGAUUUAGUGAUCACUGAUUAGUGGUUUUAUUCAAACUGUUACCUCUGACCAGAAGCACACAUCAGAGGAUUAACAGGCUCUUUAGAUAAAUGCUCAUUAGUGGAAGGGGAAAAGCAAAGAUAAUAGGCAUGCACCCAGGGACAACUUUCGAAGAAAAUCAUUCCCGUCUUCAGAAUAAUAAGCUCUAUUAACAGAAAGCCCUUUUAAUUUAAAACUUGCUUUUAUCUUGUAAAUCAAAGUUAGAUGUAAAAGUUUGUAGUGCCAUUAUAACCUAAAUUUUCCCAUAUCCACUCGAUGUGGAUUAUCUCAGUAGCGAUAUAUUUUUUUUUAUUUAAAUAAACAAUUGGACCUUUAGAGCAGCUGAACCCUGACAAGUUCUUAACUCUCAGGGUUUGAAGGUGUCCCCCCUUCUAGAAUGGAGAAUGCAACUUGCUAACUAGAUGGCGCACUGUUAUUUGGCGUUCUGUGCUGUGAAGUGCAAAGUCUAAAGGAGCAAGUAGCUGCUUGUGAGGUGUUCUUCAACACUUACAACAAAGUUGAUUCUGUGUAGGGUUGGAGGCUAGACAGUUCUACAAGUUUUUAGUCACUUUUUCCAUGUCAGUUAAAUCUAGGGAGUUCAAGACUACUGGAAAAAUUAGUCUCAUUACUAAAAGAAACUUAGAGAACGAGAGGAGAGGAGGUACGGGAGUCUAGGAGGUACCUUCGGGUUGUAGGAGUGAUUGUAAAAUACCAGUCCUGUUCUUAUUUUACUAAGAGCUAUUUUCACAAUCUUAUGGUCUGAAAUACUGAGGCAAAUACUCAAAGACUGAUUUUCUUCCUAAUCUUGCUGGUGAAAAGAAGUUAAAUAGAAAGAAAGGAAGAGAAAACUUGAUUUGGUGGCUGCAGGAAGCAACACGUUGCUGCUUUAUUCUACAGAUAAUGAUUUAUGAGGAAUCCAAGAUGAAUUUGGAGCAGGAGAGGCCGUUUGUCUGCAGUGCUCCAGGCUGCUCCCAGCGCUUCCCAACAGAAGACCAUUUGAUGAUUCAUAGGCACAAGCAUGAAAUGACUUUGAAGUUUCCCUCAAUAAAAACAGACAAUAUGCUAUCAGAUCAGACUCCGACCCCAACAAGAUUCCUGAAGAACUGCGAGGAAGUGGGGCUCUUCAAUGAGCUGGAUUGCUCUCUUGAACAUGAGUUCAGGAAGGCCCAGGAGGAGGAGAGCAGCAAACGGAAUAUCUCGAUGCACAGCACAGUUGGUGGGGCCAUGUCGGGGCCUGGAACUCACCAUCUUGGCAACACCCGGAUGCCCAACCACGACACCAGCGUUGUGAUUCAGCAAGCCAUGCCGUCACCUCAGUCCAGCUCUGUCAUCACACAGGCACCUUCCACCAACCGCCAGAUUGGGCCUGUCCCAGGCUCUCUAUCUUCUCUGCUACAUCUCCACAACAGACAGAGACAGCCCAUGCCAGCCUCCAUGCCUGGGACCCUACCCAACCCUACAAUGCCAGGAUCUUCCGCCGUCUUGAUGCCAAUGGAGAGACAAAUGUCAGUGACCUCCAACCUCCUGGGAAUGCAAGGUCCAAAUCUCAGCAAUCCCUGUGCUUCUCCCCAGGUCCAGCCAAUGCAUUCAGAAGCCAAAAUGAGGCUGAAGGCCGCGCUGACUCACCACCCUGCUGCCAUGUCCAAUGGAAAUAUGAACACCAUGGGCCACAUGAUGGAAAUGAUGGGCUCCCGGCAGGACCAGACGCCGCACCAUCACAUGCACUCACACCCCCAUCAGCACCCGACACUGCCAACCCACCAUCCCUACCCUCACCAGCACCAGCACCCCACACACCACCCCCAUCCACAGCCCCACCACCAGCAGAACCACCCACAUCACCACUCGCACGCCCACCUUCACGCACACCCAGCACAUCACCAGACCUCGCCGCACCCACCCCUGCACUCCGGCAACCAAGCACAGCAGGUUUCACCAGCCACACAACAGAUGCAGCCAACCCAGACGAUACAGCCGCCCCAGCCCGCAGGGGGGCGCCGGCGAAGGGUGGUGGAUGAGGAUCCCGACGAGAGGCGGCGGAAAUUUCUGGAACGGAACCGGGCAGCCGCCACCCGCUGCAGACAGAAGAGGAAGGUCUGGGUGAUGUCACUGGAAAAGAAAGCAGAAGAACUCACCCAGACAAACAUGCAGCUUCAGAAUGAAGUGUCCAUGUUGAAAAAUGAGGUCGCACAGCUGAAACAGUUAUUGUUAACGCAUAAAGACUGCCCAAUAACAGCCAUGCAGAAAGAAUCUCAAGGAUAUUUAAGUCCAGAGAGUAGCCCUCCUGCCAGCCCUGUCCCAGCUUGCUCUCAGCAGCAGGUCAUCCAGCACAACACCGUCACCACUUCCUCGGCAGGGAGCGAGGUAGUAGGAAGCUCCACCCUCAGCCAGCUCACCACCCACAGAACAGACCUGAAUCCCAUUCUUUAAAAUCCACGGCUCAGACCUUUCCUCCAAGAAGCGCUGUCGUCUAUCACGCGUCCUUUCUUUUAAGGGCAUUUUUAGAAUUAACUCAGACCUGGAAGACUCCUCAGCCCUUCAAAGACUGGCUUUCAUUUUUACAGUUAUUAUGGAAAUGUUGUCUUUUAUACUUAGUUAUAUAAGAAAGAAGGGAGUUAUGCAAUUAAUAUCUAUCAGCUUGGGAAAUGCUUUGGUGCUUUUCUCUAAUUUCCUGGUACCAAUUACUUGUUUAUAAACUGAAGUCUUUCUGUAUAUAGUCAUAGUUUCAUUCUUAUCAGUCCAAUGUUUGCCUGAAAUAUUGACUCUUGUUAUACCGCAGCUUUUAGCCCAAAUGAGGCAUACCUAGAUGCCAAGUAAACAGACACAAAGUAACUGGGUGAUGAGUCUGAGGACAUCAUGACAUAGGGUUGAGUUUGUGCUGUGAUGUCACCAGAACCCCAGAUAAACACAAAGCCUUUUCCAUAACUGUUUUUCUCUUAACUAUAAAAAAUUAUAAGAUCCACUGACGUCCAAAUAAAAUCAUCAAGCAUCUCACCACCUUUCCUCCUCCUCUUGGCCCACUUCCUUGAAUGCCCAAUUUUCCUCUCCAUUUCCACUUUUUCCUGGGCUCCCUAUUUAUUCUUCAUUUUUACUUUGUUCAUUUUAUUUCCUCCCCCUUUAGCAUUGCAUGUAAAGAAGAAAAUAAUGUUUAAAGGAAAGAAAGCAAACCUCAAAAAUGUGGAUCUAGCCAUGGCUUCCCUCGCCCAUGACCCACAGCUGGAGUUCAUUCAACUCUUGCUUUUUACAAAAUAGUAACUGGGAGAUGUUUAAUGUGCCUGAUUUAAGGUUUUUAAUAAUCACAGCAAAUAAAAGGUGGCUUAGCCAUAGGUGAAGCACUGUUGAAUGCCAGCUGUGGAGACACCAGGGAAGGGAACUUUGUAAGCCUUGAUUGUGAAAGUCCAAAUUAUGAUGCGGGGCUAUAACAUCACACCCUCGAAUUACAACUGGUUUUAUAUGGCCUGUCUAUAACGUUGAAAGUCUGUGUACUAUGUAAUAAUUCAGAAGGGCUCUAUUCACUACACAGACUACAUUGCUAAUAGCCUAAGACUUUUUUUUUUCUUCUUCUUCUUACGUCAAUGGAACCAGCUUUGCUGUUCUGGUGGGUAAAGUAGACAAACUACUGGAGGGGAACAAAGAGAGAAAGAAAACCUAAUGUUUCCAUAGGGCUGCUUUCAGCCAUCCCACAACAGUUAAAGCACUUUCUGGCUGCUGAAAGAAUCCCAUGGAUAUAGCCACUCCACUCUUCACAUCUCUGAUUUAUAUUUUCAAUGACUUUCAUGGACUUGCCCAUUAUAAAAAGCAGAUAGUCCCGAACCACAGUUGUGCCUCCUUGAAACAAGCCAUUCUACUGUGCUAAUGUUUUAAUAUAGCAUCUCACAAAUAACAGGGGCUGAUGUUUCUCUCUAGCCAUCUAGACAGGUGCUGGUGUUUCAUCUCCAUUUGAAUGCUUGACCUCCUAACACGAGUGUGUGUAUGUGUGUGUGAGUGUGUGCAUGGGAUUUAAAAGAAUUGUAUUUUACAAGAGGUGUAGCUUUUUAUAAGAGUUCAGAAAAGGGAAGGACGUGUUUUGUUUUUUUCUCACUAUAUUGUAAGAAUCUAUUUUGGAGAACAAAAGAAAAUAGGGUCAUGAAGCAUGAUUUUUAUAACUAGUUUCGGUUUUAUCUAAUAACUUACUUUUUAAAUCAAUAUUUAUCAACAAUCUUUUCACAUAUACAGUGCUUUCAAAAGAAAGUUCUGAGUGUCCAAUGAAACUCAUGACUGGAUAUAUAGUCUAAAAAGUGAAACAAAAGCAAAAACAAACAAAAAAAAAGAGAAAAAUGCAAAUGAAAAGGAUUUUCUAUUAUAUUUUAGACAAACAUAUCAUUUAAGUAUUUUAAAUACUGAAUACAUAGUUGUUUUGUUUUAUUUUGAAUCUCAGAAGUAAUAUAGCUGACUGGUUUAAACUAACUGGCUUCCUAAGAAAUAUUUAAGAGUUAGCUAAAAAAAGUAGUUAACAUUCUUAUCUCUACUUUGACAACAGAAUUGAUUUUUUCAGAACUCCUUCUUAGGACCAUCUGCAUGUCUCCCUAAAAAGGAAAAAGAGCUCAUUGAAAUGUUUGGCUUUUAAAAUUUAUUUUAUUUUAUUUUUUACUUUAAGUAAACAAAAACUUCUUUCUUUACUGCAUGCAUAGCACUUAAUGAAAUGGAUUUUUUUAAAAAUCCAGUGGUAAUAUCAAAGUGUCCAGGGAGUGGGCUGUCACUAAAAUUAUGGUUUACUUUCUGUUCCACCUCUUGAUUGAAAUAUUUCGUUGUUAAACUGAAAGCCUCUGUAACUAAGAACUUGUCAGAGUUUUCUUAAUUCAGCAACUUGACAGUUUGACUGAUGUGCAUUAUAUAUAGCUCAAUUAUGUCUGUUUUUUAUGCUAAGCAGGCAAACCAACCACACACGUUAGCAAACGGGCCUCAACAUAUAAUUAGAAUAAACUGUCUUCUUGUUGUACUCCAGGCCUUCAGGGAUGUUCAUUAGCGGUGUGAAAAUACAGAAGGUGGGAGAAGCCAGCUAGCUGUCAGAGCUUCUUGAAAUCCUGAACAGAAAGGCUCAGUGGUCGGACCUGCCAGUAGGCUUAUCAAUAUUAAGUAUUUCACUUGAAGGCCUAGCCUUCGCCAGACCACGGAAUACUCAGUCGGCCUGAAAAAUCCCCCCUUCUUACCAAUCUGGGAAAACAUCUCUCUAUCCCAUUUUCUUCUCCCACUCAAUUACCGGCUCACGCAUCCAUAUUUUCACAGAUCAGUUGUAACGACCUUCAGAGCACACCAUGAGGAGGCCAGGGCCCUGGUGUACUGCCUCACCCAUGUGGUUUUUUAAUUGGCAGGAACUGGCUUUGAAGUCACUGCUCGCCUACCUGGAAGCUUCUCCUGGGCCUCCCCUGCCUAUGCAAUGGGAGUUAACAACUUAGGUACAUCUGAGGGUGUCUCUACCAGGUGAAUCCUCAACUGCACGGAGGCAUCCACAUCUUGUUUUUCCUUUUAAGACAUUUCUCCACAUAUGAUGUGGGGAUGGGUAUCAUGAAAAUCCCAGCCAUGGAUGAAUGUACUCAUUUGAAAACCCAGUGUUAGGUUGGAUGUUUUCCCUGUCCACUCCCACUCAACUCUCUCCUACCUCCGUGGCAACGUAUGCAAGUCACAGUCUUAACAGGGCCUGUGGGAGACAAGCAGUUUGUGCUCUGUCACCUCAUGCAUUGUUAUACUUAGGGUGACUUAGAGCAAAUGCUCUUCGGAGCCUAUCCAGUCAAUGAAAUCAAACGCAGCACAUGCUCCAAAUAGAGGGGCGACAAUGGUGAAUGUUCAGGGGGUUGGUGCCUGUUAGGUAAGUGAACUUUAGUGUGUUAGUUGAGUUUAUCACUAAAAUCUUAAACCAGCUGGGGUAAAAGACCAGCCUUUGGCUGGGGGGGUUUAAGCAUCAGUAACUGCUAUAAAACUAGCCAUCCAGUUAGGAUAGAAUGUGCUUCUUUCUGGUUAAUAAAAACCAUCUAAGAAAAUAUAUAUGUAUGUAUGUGUAUAUACAGUGGAAUUCAAGGACCAAAGCAAAAUUUGAACAGGAAUCUAUUAAUUUAGAAUUUUAUAAGAUAUUUAUUAAUAAAUGUUAUUUUUAAACAUUCCAUUUGAACAGUAUUCUUCUGUAGGAUCUACUUGUUUUUGAAGUGUUAGUUCCUAAUAAACUACUCUAAUUGUAUCUUCAUUUUUUCAGGGUUUCAAAUGGCUAUUUUCCAUCAUUUGGUGGAAAUGUUUGCUUAGAUCUCUGUGCAUAGAAAUUUUAAGGAUUUGUAUUGAUCUGUGAGUUAUUUUUUUAUCUAUGUUCUGAACGGUUUUUAAAAACAUUUUUUUCUCUUUUAAUUUUAAAGUAAACUCUUUCUUUUAGGAAGCAGAGCUCAGCUAAAGGGAAUCAGUAACUGGAACUGGAACAGCUUUCUUAGAAAAGUGUAAACCCACUUCCUCUCUGCUUCUCUCCCCGCUACCCCACUUGCCUAGAAUGCCUUGCACUAUUAGGCUUCCUCAGUGCCCUUUUUGUCCCUGCCCAAACAAUGUGCAGUAGCUUUAAGCCAUUCAAGUUCCAUUAUGCAGUAUAUCUGAGAAGGAAAAGGAAACAACACAUUUGAAUUUGAAUGAAACUGUGCCUAUGCGAACCAUAGCAGUUUAGAACCUCUCUUCUGCUUUUAAAGUAAUUUAUAUUUUAAAAUUGCACUUUAGCUUUUUUGAUCCUUUUCUAUUUCUCCUGUUCUCUUUUGCCCUUCCUCCCUGUCCUCAAACUUGGCUUCACUCCCCACUGUGGCACUCCCCCACCCUUUCUCUAAGGCUCUGAGCUGCAUCAUUUAAAAUACAGAAUAUUUGCACCAGGUACAUUUGCAAGCGUUCAUUGGUAACAUAGUGAAGACAUGUUUCUCUCAUCAGCCUAGAUGAAGCCUGCUUCGAGAAUACCAAGAAGAGCCAGUUUAUAUUCUUUAUCUCUUUAUUCAUAGCAUGUUUUUUAAAAUGGUAUAUUAUGCAACAGAUGUGAAGCAGCAGCUAAGCUACCCUUAAGAUUUUUCUGUCUCAUCCUCCAAACCAAAGUGUCCUGAAUGAGCCAGGAGACUUACUCUUGUGCGUGUGGUGCACGUUAGGCUGUGGCCCUACCAUUGUCUUGCUGAGGCUGCUGAAAUGACUGGCAGGGGCCCUAUAUAUUUCAGUCCUUGGUCUCAAAACUACAAUGUUGCCUUGUACCAUAAUUAGGGACAGCACCUCUAUUUCACAAUUAUAAUCUAAGAAAAGACAAGAAGACACUGAAGCAAUAAACUUACAAGUAAAAACCAAUACCAAAACAGAUAAAUUAAAAGAAAGGAAGAAAAAUGUCCUAGCUUGUUGUGAAAAUGAAAAAGUGGAUGUCCAUUCAAAAUAUUUUACUAUACCUUCUGGAGUUUUUCAGUGACGUAGUGCUUAUAGCCAAAUUGCUUAAAGAGUGUUUAUAUAUUUUUUUCCUUAUAAAUUGUCUAUUUUUAAAAAAAAAAACUAUUUAACCACAAGUUGAAGAGGCGGGUAAGGCCAGAUUGCCAGCAUUUGUUGAAAGAUUAGUACUCUGAAGUGGUAUUCUGAUACCUUUCCAUGCUUAUCAUCAGAGGGGAAUCAAUAAUUAUCAACUGUUAUAUAGACCAACUUACAAUAUGUAGCUUAUUAGAAGCCAGGAUUUAGAAAGCUCUUCUGAAGUCAUCAAGAUUUUCUUACACUGAGUUUCAUAUUAUAGAACUUUAUAAGCGUUUUUUUUUAACAGAAUCAUUUUAGCCGCAGACUGAGAAUGUGGAACCUGAAUAAAUUAGCUUUAAAAUCAUCAUUAAAAUCUUAUCUGCAAUAAGCUCAUGAGAUUCUAGUUUGCUCCUUUAGAGUACAAGUGCUUUAGACACUACAGGAGAUGAUGAAAGGUAUCAGCAUGGCUGAAGUGGAGGGUGUUUCCAAGAAAGGACCCUUCCCAACCAGCCAGCCAGUACAUAAGAAGACCUACCCACCCUCUUUCCUUCUGAGUUCUGCUAAAUCACACCUGCCUCAUAGAGGAGUUCUGCCUUUGAGGUUUGUCUUGGAGAAAAGAUAAGCUUGAAAUGUUCUCUCUGAAGGGGACAUGAGGUUUGGGAUCUUCUAGAAAUGCCCAGAAAAGGGGCUCAGUUCAAACACAAUGUUCUAGGACAAUUGGAAUAUAAAUAUUGUCCAAAAACAGAACUAAAAGAAAAAAAUUUAGCAUUGUGCAAAGUGUGUGUUAACUAAGGAAGUCCCAAAAAAGGUGCUGUCACUUUAAGUUCUGGACAUGGGGGUUGUUUGUAAUUGUAAACAACAAAGCAUUUGUGUUUGUCUGUCUAUUUGUGAAGCAACCACCUUCCUUAUUGGAAGGAGAAAAAUAAUUAGGGGUACAUACAUGUAAAUACUUGCUGCAGCAUUUAAUAUGUUUAAUUUUAUGUUAAGCUUUUUGUUGCAUUGUGAACACAUUUAUUGUUAUCAAUGGACAGUGAGUUCAUUAAGACUGUUCAACUAGGUCAGAUUUUUACAUCUCUUUCUGCAAGAAGAGACAAGAUUUUGUGCAUUUGUACAAAUGUUGAUAUCACUGCAAUUCCAAUAUAAUAAAGCACUCAAAUGCAAAUAAUGUAUGUAA